This is a messenger RNA of Myxozyma melibiosi, 1226 nucleotides long. RefSeq lists its product as uncharacterized. The transcript is spliced from 2 exons. Gene Ontology annotation, biological process: mitochondrial respiratory chain complex IV assembly. Lineage: Eukaryota; Fungi; Ascomycota; Lipomycetes; Lipomycetales; Lipomycetaceae. The record is from RefSeq and is a predicted model, not a curated record. The coding region runs from base 328 to 1008 and encodes 226 amino acids. Gene Ontology annotation, cellular component: mitochondrial inner membrane.
CAGCGAAGUCGCCCGAACCGGCAACCGCGCUCUGUGAGGCUCGAGGCGUCGUCGAUCCGCCGUGACGUCAUCCCAAAUCCGGCACUGAGACACUCGUCGGUCAGCUCAGGACGGUUGGCCGGGUCUGCGCCGGGGACGCGCUACAGAACUGGAAACCGACCGCUGAUUGUUGUCUUUUGAGCCGGUCUGUGAACGCCACUCUGACAGGAUUGCUGAGGGUAUAUAUAUUUCCUUGACGUCUGCGUUCUUGUCUGCUUGGAUAUAGACCAGGAUUAAUACACCUACCGCUACAAACACCGACUACACAACUCAUCACAGACACCAUCGAUGGCAGACGACGAUCCCACGAAAUUCAACGCCGAGCAGCGCCUGGACUACGAGCGACGAAUGAAGAUAGCCGGCGCGGUCAAGGGCCUCGUCGGCGGCGCGGCCCUCGGACUCGGCGCGAACCUGUUUGCAAAGAAAAAGUUCCCGCUGGCGUUCAAGUCGCCUACGAUCCGGGUCGCGCUGCUUGUCAUUCCGACCGUGGGGUUGGCGAAGGUCGGUAUGGAGCAGGAGUAUCACCACGCGAUGCUCAGAGAACGCGGCGUGUAUCAGAUCCAGGAGAAGGAGAAGGCGUUGACUACUGGCGUUGAUUAUCAUCAACUGUCGACCACGGGUAGGAUACUUGCGUUCAGCAAGGAGAAUAAGCUGUCGCUUCUGUUGAGUGCCUGGGCGGGAUCAAUGGGACUGGCGUGGUAUAUGAUUUCGCGGGACAAGCUAUUGACCGGAUCGCAGAAGAUCGUGCAGGCAAGAAUGUACGCGCAAUUCCUCGCACUGGGACUGAUCGUGGCCACGGCAGCGGUGAGUAUCGGCGACUCGAGCGAGCCGGCGUACAUCCCUGAUCCGAACGACAAGACGCACCAUCACCUGAUUCACAAUCCGAAGAAUAAGAGUCAUCAGAGUGGAGUUGAGAGUCAUUGGAAGAUGAUAAUAGAGGAGGAAGAGGAGGCUCGCAAGAACGAAUGAGGGGAAGUUAGUGUCAGACGACGAGUAUUGAUGAUCAGAGAGGCGAUAUAAUUGGAAUUAAAUACAAGAGUCCUGCAGGACAGGUCGCGUGAAAGAGCAGCUUGUAAUGAACAUUGAGUAUAAUAAUAAAACAAAGUAUUUAGUUAUAUGAUAAAAAGACAAGUCUGCUUAGGCAUCUAAUAAUCCAAUUGUCUACCACAGAGGUCGUAAUUGAUAAG